AUGGCUAAUAAUAUUGCUCUCAAUUUUCGCAUUAACGGUGGUGGAAUUUUUGAACUUGAUAAUGUUAAUCCAACAAUAACUGUCAGAGCACUCAAAACUAUGAUUAGAAAUGGGAACUAUGUUACUUCUACUAUUUUCGAACUUUAUAGAAAUGAUUUUGCAAGAGAGGUAGAAGAAAAUAUGAAAGAUGAAGCUACUGUUGAAGAUUACUAG
This is a messenger RNA of Dentiscutata erythropus, 213 nucleotides long. NCBI's taxonomy places the organism in Eukaryota, Fungi, Glomeromycota, Glomeromycetes, Diversisporales, Gigasporaceae. The record is from the annotation of a GenBank genome assembly.